Molecule: messenger RNA, 2001 nt
Organism: Ylistrum balloti
Lineage: Eukaryota; Metazoa; Mollusca; Bivalvia; Pectinida; Pectinidae
Exons: 2
Coding region: 1-2001 (666 amino acids)
Source: RefSeq, a predicted model, not a curated record
AUGGAAAUUGACACAGGAGCCGCGGUCAUUAUUUGCUCGGAGAAGGUGUAUACUGAUCAUCUCUCGCAAUUGUCCUUGCAAAAGCCCACGGUCAAGCUGAAAGACUAUGGUGGCGUGAACGUGCCAUUACGCGGUGAGGUAACCGUUCCAGUGACAUACGGAAAUCAGAGCCAUAACUUGUUGUUGCGCGUCGCAUGUGGCAACCGUCUUUCGUUGUUGGGUCGGAACUGGCUAAGCCACAUCAAGCUCGAUUGGCCAAGUAUAUUUACUGUGACCCAGUCAGUGCAGUCGCAGCGCAUUGAUACGUCGGUCAAGGAACUGUUGGUCAAGCAUCACAAGCUGUUCCAGAAAGGUCUGGGAACGAUACAGAAAUUUAAGGCUCUAGUAAAGGUUUGGUCGGAUGUACAGCCCAUUUUCUGUAAGGCCCGGGUGGUGCCUUUUUCCCUAAAGGAAGCCUUAGAGAAGGAGCUUCAUAGACUUGAAAAUGAAGGCAUUGUGUUGCGAGUCGAACAAAGCGAUUGGGCGACUCCAGUUGUCAUUGUGCCGAAGGCCGAUAAGUCAAUACGCCUUUGUGGCGACUUCAAGGUGACUGUAAACAAGUGCUUGGAUGAACAACAGUAUCCACUUCCGAAUGUGGAAGACAUGUUUGCACAGCUGGCCGGUGGUCAGAAGUUUACGAAGUUGGAUUUAUCGCAGGCGUACCAGCAGUUAACAUUAGACGAGGCCUCAGAGAAAUAUUUAACCAUAACCACACACCCUGGAUUAUUCAGGUAUCAUCGGUUACCGUUCGGUGUUGCAUCGGCCCCCGCUAUCUUUCAGUCAGUCAUGGAUCAGAUAUUGCAGGGAGUACCGCAUACCAUGUGUCGUAUCGACGAUAUCCUGGUUACGGCACCAAGCGACAGUGAACACAUCAAGAUCUUAGGUGAAGUGUUGCGUAGACUCGAGGAGCACCACGUCCGUCUACGCGAGGACAAGUGUAAGUUCAUGGAGGACACCGUCGAGUAUAUGAGUAAUAUGGUGGAUCGCGAGGGAAUCCAUUCCACUGAGGCGAAAAUCGAAGCGAUCAAGAACGCGCCAAGUCCGACAAAUGUGUCUGAACUGAAAUCAUUUUUAGGACUUUUGAACUAUUAUGGUCAGUAUAUGUCGAAUCUGUUGACCAAGUUGCAGCCUUUGCACGAGCUUUUGCGACAGGAUAAGUCCUGGAACUGGACCUUACAGUGCGAGUGCGCGUUUCGGUCGUGUAAGGACCAGUUGUCAAGUGAUCGCAUGUUGGUUCAUUACGACAUGAACAAGCCGCUACGGUUAGCGUGCGAUGCAUCUGCUUAUGGGGUCGGAGCUGUGAUCUCCCACAUUUGUGACAACGGAGAGGAGCGUCCCAUUGCAUACGCGUCACGAACUCUAUCGGCGAGUGAAAAGAAUUACGCUCAGGUGGAGAAGGAAGCGUUGGGUCUGGUGUUCGGUGUCCGGAAGUUUCACAAUGACGGGAAGUCGGAGGAAUUGGAGGUCUACCACUUCACUCAGUUGAAUGACUUACCAGUGACAUCUGAGGACGUUGCGAAGGGGACGAGAGGUGAUGUAGUGCUGUUGAAGGUACUUGACUAUACACUGCGAGGUUGGCCUAAUUAUGUGUCAGAUCGCGACCUGCAACCAUUUCAUCAGCGCAGGAAUGAACUGUCUACUGAGCAGGGUUGUGUGUUGUGGGGUUUGCGUGUAAUCAUCCCACAAGCCUAUCGUGAGCGUAUUCUGGCCCAACUACAUGAACAGCAUGUUGGAAUGAGCCGGAUGAAAUCUCUAGCCCGGAGUUAUCUGUGGUGGCCUGGCCUGGAUAAAGACAUCGAAACAGUGGUCAGUGCCUUUAAUGCAUGUCAGGCUACGAGGAAAAUGCCCCUGGUGGCACCCCUUCACUCCUGGUCAUGGCCUACUCAUGUUUGGCAGCGUGUCCACAUAGACUUUGCGGAGAAAGACGAGAUAUUUUCUUGUGGUUGUGGACAGUCACUCUAA